AUGGCAUUUGGUGACAAAAACCUGUGUAUGUUGUUUUUGUUCUCUUCUUCUGCGCUACUGCCUGUGUUUUCCUCUCUUUCCUUAUCUUGUAAAUUAAGGAAAAGGUUUUAUCUCAAUGGAAUGCACAUGGCUGGUGAUGUUGUUCUGGGUGGGCUGUUUGAGGUCCACUACUCACCUGCCUUCCCCGAACUUUCCUUCACCACAGAGCCGAAUCAGCCAAGGUGCCAAGGCUUUGAUAUUCUAGGGUUCAGGCAUGCUCACACCAUGGCCUUUGCUAUUAAUGAAAUCAACAGAAACUCCAACCUGCUACCUAAUGUGACUCUGGGAUACAGUCUUUAUGAUAGCUGUGCCGCACUUGGAAUUUCAUUCCGUGCUUCACUGUCACUUGCCAGUGGUCAAGAGGAACAGUUUGCUUUAGAUGAUACCUGUGUGGGGAGCCCUCCAGUCCUGGGGAUUGUGGGUGAUUCAUAUUCAACGUUUACAAUUGCCAUGUCAAGCGUCAUAGGUUUAUACAAAGUGCCAAUUCUGAGCUACUUUUCCACAUGUCCCUGCCUAAGUGAUCGGCAACGCUUUCCAUCUUUCUUCAGAACAAUCCCAAGUGAUACUUUCCAGGUGCGUGCUAUGAUUCAGAUUCUAAAACACUUUGGCUGGACUUGGGUAGGUCUGCUCGUCAGUGAUGAUGACUAUGGACUUCAUGCUGCCCGAUCCUUCCAAUCUGACCUGGCUGAGUCUGGUGGAGGGUGUCUGGCCUAUUUGGAGGUUUUACCCUGGGGCAAUGACCCGAAUGAAUUUAGCAGGAUUGUGGAUUUGAUAAAAAUAUCCACAGCUCGUGUGGUCAUUGUGUUUGCACACGAGAGUCACAUGAUUCACCUAAUGGGAGAGGUGAAACAGUUUUGGGAAUACACAUUCCAGUGUAGAUUUGUACCACCUCCAGCAGGUUGGAUGGAAACUGGGGGAGUAUUAUGCACUGGACAAGAAGAUCUAGAGAGUGUGGCCACUGAGCUUUUGGAUGUGUCAGAACUCAGGCCAGAGUAUAAUGUGUACAAGGCUGUGUAUGCACUGGCACAUGCCCUUGAUGACAUGUUGCGCUGUGUUCCUGGGAAAGGUCCUUUCAGCGGGCACAGUUGUGCCAAUUUGCAAAAAAUGGCGCCAUGGCAGCUUGUACAUUAUUUGCAAAUGGUUAAUUUCACCACAUCAUUUGGUGAUCAAGUGUCAUUUGAUGAGAAUGGCGAUGCCUUACCAAUAUAUGAUAUCAUGAACUGGCUGUGGCUCCCAGAUGGGAGAACUAAAGUUCAGAGUGUGGGUGAGGUUAAGAGAUCCGACUUCAAAGGUGAAGAACUCACAAUUGACGAAGACAAAAUCUUCUGGAACUUUGAAUCUAAAAAGCCACCCCGGUCAGUGUGCAGUGAGAGCUGUCCUCCAGGUACCCGUGUGGCCAGAAAGAAAGGGGAACCUGUGUGCUGCUUUGACUGCAUCCCUUGUUCUGAGGGAAAGAUCAGCAAUGAUACUGACUCAAUGGAGUGUACCAGUUGUCCAGAGGACUUCUGGCCCAGCUCCCAGCGUGACCACUGUGUUCCCAAGAAAACAGAGUUCCUCUCCUACCAUGAACCUCUGGGUAUCUGCUUGACAAGCACAUCCUUGCUGGGAACAUGUAUCUGUGCUGUUGUGUUGGGCAUCUUCACCUAUCAUCACAGCACACCCAUGGUACGUGCAAACAAUUCAGAACUGAGUUUCCUGCUCUUAGCAUCACUUAAGUUAUGUUUCCUGUGUUCGCUGCUGUUUAUUGGCCGUCCCAGACUGUGGACAUGCCAGCUGAGACAUGCAGCAUUUGGGAUCAGCUUUGUGCUUUGUGUCUCGUGUAUUCUGGUGAAAACUAUGGUGGUUCUGGCUGUGUUCAAGGCUUCCAAACCAGGAGGUGGAGCCAGUCUGAAAUGGUUUGGUGCUAUGCAGCAGAGAGGGACAGUGAUGGUUCUUACUUCUAUUCAGGCAGCAAUCUGCACAGUUUGGCUUGUGUCUUCCUCACCAGCUCCUCAUAAAAACACUCAGUACCACAAUGACAAAAUAGUUUAUGAAUGUGCAGUUGGGUCCACAAUUGGCUUUGCAGUUUUACUUGGUUACAUUGGCUUACUGGCUAUCCUCAGCUUCCUGUUAGCUUUUCUGGCAAGGAAACUUCCAGAUAGUUUCAAUGAGGCCAAACUCAUCACUUUCAGCAUGCUGAUCUUCUGUGCUGUGUGGGUGGCUUUUGUCCCUGCUUAUGUCAACUCUCCAGGUAAAUAUGCAGAUGCUGUGGAGGUAUUCGCCAUCCUGGCCUCCAGUUUUGGUCUCUUGGUAGCACUGUUUGGACCCAAAUGUUACAUAAUCCUGCUGAGGCCAGAGAGGAACACCAAGAAAGCAAUCAUGGGUCGAGGCACCACAAAGUCAUAAAAUUUCACUUUGUUUAUACUGCACUGAUGCUCAUAAGUUCAUAAUUACAUACAGUCACUUCUGAGAAGACAUGAAACAAGACAAUAUAGCCCAAUAACCCAGCUGAGACUAAAAUUACCACGUCAUUAAAUAUAAAUGAACACAACAGUCAGAGUCUAC
This is a messenger RNA of Scatophagus argus, 2583 nucleotides long. RefSeq names its product extracellular calcium-sensing receptor-like. Lineage: Eukaryota; Metazoa; Chordata; Actinopteri; Scatophagidae. The record is from RefSeq and is a predicted model, not a curated record. Bases 1 to 2424 code for a protein of 807 amino acids. Gene Ontology annotation, molecular function: G protein-coupled receptor activity. Gene Ontology annotation, cellular component: membrane. The transcript is spliced from 8 exons. Gene Ontology annotation, biological process: G protein-coupled receptor signaling pathway.